AUGGGUGAGAAGCGUUCUAUUGCUAUUGAUAGUUAUCAAGAGGAUCCAUCGGUAGUUGUGUCCAACUUCUUCAAAGGCGUUAGAGUUCCAAAGGACACAGAAUUUCAACUAUACAAGAAGCGUAAGCAAGAUCAGUUUGUUUUGCAUGGUGAAAACGAGAGAUUAGAGUAUGAUGGUGAAACCGAUGAGCUGACGACCAAGACUAACCAAUAUGUUGUUGGUCUCUACGACAAGCAAUCAGGAAAGAUAAAUUUGUAUAGAGCACCUGUGGUCACUUCCAAAAUUGUCUCUAAAUUCAGUAAGAACUUGAAGGGACCUGAAAUUAAAAGUAAAGGUGAUACCAGAUACGGGGCAAUGCGUAAUGCUCUUGGUGAAGCCUUUGGUACCAAAAAGGCCAAGAAAGCUAUUGCUGAUCUAGAGAGAAACCGUGUUGAUUCCGAUAAGCUUACUGAUGUUGCAAUCGAUAUUGUUGAUUCUGUCAAGACUGCAUCCAAGGAUCUACCCACCAGAGCGGAAUUACAAGAAAAUGUUUCAGCAAGCAACAGACCAACUCCAGUUGCAAACCUGGAUGCAACCGAUGUGGAACAAAUUUACCCAGUGGAAAAUAUUAUACCCAAAAAAGAGUUACAAUUUAUUCGUGUUGGUCCUAUACUAAAAGAAAAAGAUCAAGAGAAGAAGCUGGAAUUAUUCCCUUACACUUCAUCCAAAUAUGUUGCAAAGAAAUUGGAAACUCUAACACAAGCCUCUCAAAUGGAAAAGUUGCAAUUACUGUAUUACUUAUCUCUAUUGCUAGGUGUGUAUGAAAACAGACGUGUUAGUAAUAAGGAUAAACUACUCGAAAGAUUAAACUCACCUCCAGAGCUCUUAAUCGAUGGUAUUCUAGACAGAUUCACAAUUGCAAGAGGUGGACAUUUUGGUAAAUCUAAGAACCGUUCUUACUUCAUUGAUCCUCAAAAUGAAGAUAAGUUGCUAUGCUUUAUUCUAACCAUUGUUAUGCAUUUGGACAACUUCCUAGUAGAAAUCUCUCCAUUGGCGCAGGAGCUUGGAAUCAAACCAUCAAGGAUUGUCAACUUGUUUAGAAUAUUGGGUGCCAUAGUUAAAGGUGCCACCGUUUCUCAAGCGGAGGCCUUUGGCAUUCCAAAGAGUGCAGCAGCAACAUAUAAGAUCGCAUCAUUGAAGGUCCCCUUCAAAUUACCAGAAUUGACUAGAAGAGGUAGACGUUAA
Messenger RNA from Nakaseomyces glabratus, 1224 nucleotides. It is a transcript of the gene RPA49, whose product is annotated as DNA-directed RNA polymerase I subunit RPA49. Gene Ontology annotation, cellular component: RNA polymerase I complex. The record is from RefSeq and is a predicted model, not a curated record. Gene Ontology annotation, molecular function: DNA binding. NCBI's taxonomy places the organism in Eukaryota, Fungi, Ascomycota, Saccharomycetes, Saccharomycetales, Saccharomycetaceae. Gene Ontology annotation, biological process: DNA-templated transcription; RNA polymerase I preinitiation complex assembly; transcription elongation by RNA polymerase I.